GGUGGCUCCUGGCACCGAUUCAUGAUCUUUCCCGAAGCUCUCUUUUAUAAAUUUCAAUAUUUAUUAGAAACUAAUAACCAGGCAUUUUGUAAAUUAUUGUGCUCACAUAUUUGCGUGUGCUUGAAAUAUCGAUUAAAAGUAAUCAAUACUGCCCGCCGUCGAGAUAUCGUGCCAAUUCAGACUCUUUAUAAUGUGGCCUCCGAGUUUGGAAAUUUAUUGCUUAAAUUACAUUUUGCAGAGAAUAAAAAAGAAUCUAAAAAUACGAUACUUGGACUGUUGAUUUCUUUCGUCAUGAGGCACAUUAAUCGAAUUGUGUCGCAUAUUGCUCGAUUGAUACGAUAUUUGCUACGGUACACGUAUUAUGUGGAUUUCCGUAUGCGCGCUUUACGUAUCAUUCCGCUAUUUUAUAUUCAGAGUCCGUGCAGUUUCAUGAUACACUGCAUGUACGUACUAUUAUUUCUGAUUACAGAGGGAGAACCUUUCGUCAGCGGAAGAAGGCGUCCAUCCCGCUGCGGAAUGUAGUACCUCCACAUUCCCGUGCCGAGCGUGCCUUAUAUUUGUACGUUUCCUUCCGGUCAGAUUUCUCGAUACGAUGCAAAAGAUGCCAAAUCUCCUCGUAGGCGACUAACCGAUCUAUUUUCAGUUUUGCAUUCAGUUUUGCACCAUGACGACCAGAAGACAAUUGAAGUCCCGUCUCGCGCAAGAAAUCAACGAAAUGGCUCAUUCAGCGAUCGCCUUCCGAAUAAUCGUGUUGGAUUUGCAGAAGGGAGAGACUUUACCGUGUGCGAAAAGUAUCACGUGGACAGUAAUACGUACGAAUUGCGUUCUUAAGUCUUCCAAAGAAGAAAUAAAUAGAAAAAGGAAGAAGGAGCCCUUCCUCCUCGCUUAAUCUACGAUCAAGGUAUUUAUAUAUACCUUAAUACGUUAAACGGUAAUUAUUUAAUUGCGAUUUAUACGCUUAGUACUUUAUUGUUCUUAGUAUUUUAAUUAACAUGUCAAACUGAAAGUAAUUUGCGGAGCUUGACGCAAGAAAACAUCGCGUGUCGCUGGUAUUUCGUAAAAUUAAUAUCUUCUCUUUCAAUUCUUCCAACUUUUGUCUUAAUUGCUUGGUUAUGCUUCAUGUGCCGAGGUGGAAAGGCUUUGAUGUAAACGCAAUGCUUGCUUUACGCAAUCGGUACCGCGGUAAUUUCUUCGCAAUAUUGACACAACGUGCGAAUAGCUCCGUUAUUAUUGGCACACUGGCGAAAGAUACACGAGGCCGAAUUUAAAAAUCCUGGACCCUUCACCCGCAUUUCUCGAUUCUUAGUUGAUCCCUAACGUGUCUCUCCUUCGCGAAGCAAUGUGGGUGCGGCACCGUGUGGGCACGUUUUACAGCUCUCGGAAUAUUGUUAGGAACAUCAGCAGGAAAGAAACCUCGUGUCAGCCCCCUUUAUUAACUAGUAGUCAAUAAUGGAGACGACGCGCGAUCGGUGCCGAUCGAUUUCAGAUUACGUUCCGAUCAAUUCUCGUGAGAAGUUAGGUCGUCCUGUUCCCGCAUAAAAUUUCAGCGUCUAUGUAGAUUCCUAUCGAUCGUCCCCGCGUGCAAAUGUGACAGCGAUUCUCCUUCGUCGAGCCCUCCUUAAACCUCGCGACGGGAAUUCUAGAAGGAAAUUCUGGCGAAUUAGACUUUCUAAGCGUGCGUGUUGCGAACGUUAGGAGUCUACCACGCUGUUCCGCAACAUAUAGUACAGUUCUCUCCACUAAUUAACGUUUCUGAUGGAAUGGUGCGGCGAGUCGUGAUCGCCGCACGCUCCUCGGGGACCCGACACCGCCGUUGAUCCUGCUUGACACGGUAAUGCAACGGCAUUUAAUCGGAACUGCCGUUACUCACCGCUCGGAAAAUCGACGCUUCCCGAGCCAACAUUCUUCUUAUGCCCACGACCCGACCCUCGUAACAGAAAAGGGUCCGACUCGAUGCGAAAGCACGAUCCUUACCAGUGAUCUCUUUUCAAUUGGGAAAGAAACACCUCGUUUCUCCUUCGAAUAAAACAGACAUCAAUGUAACGACGAUAUUAAGAAUAAGAAGCAAUGAAAAUGCUUUAUUUCGGACUGGACAGUAUUAACGUUUUGCUUUCCAAAACUAAGAGAAACGUAACAUCUCGCGCGGAUGGCUUUCCCAUGCAGAAUUCCAUCCGAUCGGGCGAUUUAAAAUAGAAUGGACAGACACAGCGGGUGUACACGUCGGAGCAUUUUCACAAAGGACCUCGAGUGUCGAGGGCCUGUUUAUUCAGUCCUCCCUCGACACGACGCGCUGCAAACCGCCCUUCGCUGCCGUCGACGCUGUCGGUUCUCGUCGCGACGCGUGUACUAUAUUUUAUUCGGCGCGCCGAAACUUGGUCCAGGGAGGACCGAGAGGAGAAUAUUCGCGGUCGAGACGAGGAGGAUGUCGAGUAUUGAUUAAGGGGGUGUUCGCCGGGAGGGAUCCUCUCUCCUCGCGGCGGUCGCGUUUCCUCGCUUCGUAAAUGCACAGGGGAUGAAUGGGCGCGGUAGGGGAUCGUCGCUGCGGGGAUCGGGGAUUUUGCUGGAAAGAGGGGGUGCGGCAGGAAUGCACGCACCGGGUGCGUCUGCGCUCACGCAGUGCCUCCGGAUGCGCCCCGUGCGAAACGCGCACCGUAUAUUCACGAUUUUACCGGGUCGGAGACUCGCGAGCCGUAAGGGUACGCGCACGUGGUGUCUGUCGAUGGAGAGUGCUGGGUGCGGGAAGUAGGGUGCAGACAGCGGCAGCGGAACAGAGAUAAAGCUGACGAGGGUGAAAUUGGCAGUCUCGGAGGAAUCGCGAUGCCGAGUGGCGCGUUCGUUCGUCGCAUUAUCGGCUACAAGAGUUUCACCCCUUGACAGAGAGUUCGCCGUUGUGUGAGUAGCCACGUUAUCUUGUACAAAUUUCCUCCGAGGGGAUUCCGGAUGAAUUUCCGACUCUCGGAGAAUCGACGUAGAAAGUCUACGAGAUUUUAACCCUUAAUCGAAGAGAAUCUUUCAAGGAGAUUUUCAAUAAUUACCAAACUUAAAAAAAAACUAAAAAAAUAAUUAAGUAAUUAAAUUUUCCCAAUAAAGAUGCUUUUAUCAAAAUAGUUCGUUGCGUCACAGACGCAAAACGUGCUAAGGAGGAGAAAUCAAUCUUUCUAUUUAAGGGUUAAACGUCCCUUUCCGUGAUGUACAUAGUACAUACAUUUCGCCCUAUACGUCUCCAUGCGAAUGUCGUGCGUACAAUAGCGACUGUCAGAGCUCGUUCUCGGGCACGACAUGGUAGGGGCCCGAGAUCCGCCGGCGAUAUCUCCCUCUCCGUCCCGAGCACUCUUGGAGCGUGCCGGCACCGAAGGGCUGCAGUCGUGAUCGGAUGAUCGGCGGGUACGGGUCGUUGUCGUCGUUCCCGUCGUUCGGGGUGUCUGAUUGUCAAGAGAACGAGAGAUCAGGGUUUCGAAUUCGCAUUGAGUCCGCGUUUCGAGUUCGCGAAACGAGAAACUCCGCGUUCAUGCAACGAGCGAUGUUACACACGAGAGUUCCUCAGGCGUCACUUAAUUGCGAGGCGCGCGUUCCUGCGUGACAUCGCCCGGGAACGGCCAGGCAACUGUCGCGGAGGGUGAAGUGGGUCCUGGAGGAGGACCCGACACGAGUCAGGAGGGAAGAAGGAUCGAGAGAAGAUCUGGCGCGCGGCACCGGGACCACCCGCCGCACCAGGAUGUCGUACACCAACCGGUUCCCGUCUUCCCAGCACACCCGUUAUCGCAGCAGCUGGGGACCAUCUUCGGUGUCUGUCUUCGAUCGGGCCGACGUACCGCGGCCGUCACCGGAAGAGGAAGAGUACGAGUUCUACCAUGAGCGGUUGCACUCGGCGCAGAGCCGCCAGUUGAUACCGCUUCAGGAAGACUUGGCUGAUUGGAUCAACAAGACGAUUAAUGUCGAUUACAUAACGGGCGACAAUUUCUUCGACGUGCUCGAUAAUGGCGUGGCCGUGUGUCGAUUGGCAAGGGUUAUCCAGGAGAAGGCGAGAUCCGCGGUGGAGGCUGGACGGGCGAAAGGGCCGGCGCCGAUGAUACGAGGCCGUUGCUGGGAAAACGCCGCGCGGCGCAGCUUCUUCUCCCGCGACAACAUGGAGAACUUCAUACAGUUCUGCCGGCGACUGGGUGUCCACGAGAAUCUCCUCUUCGAAAGCGACGAUCUCGUUUUGCACAAUCAGCCGCGAAACGUGGUGCUGUGCUUGCUGGAGGUCGCGCGACUUGCGGCUAGAUAUUCCCUGGAGCCGCCCGGUCUCGUGCAGCUCGAGAGGGAAAUCGCGGCGGAGCAGGAGCGAGAUCUUCAUUGUUUGUCCGACAGCGGCAUAUCUCACAGCAGCCUUGUCUCCUGGCAGUUCCAGUCGCCAUCGCCGACCGCGACGCCCAGACCGCCGUCCGAGAAGAUCAAACACAGCAGCUCGGCAUCUGAAGUCGCGACGACGGCCACACGAUGGUUGGAUCCGGUGACUGGCGCCACGCAUGAACCCGAGAUGCGAAGGUCCGUUAGCGACAAUGGCCCUACUGGAAGCGAUGGAGUGCCCAGUGACACCACCGAGGAUGAUUGGUCUCGCGGUAGUCCCGAGGAUCCGGACGAAGUGCCGUCACCGUCAAGUUCGCCAUCGCCAUCGCCAGCCGAGCCACCGGAGCACACCGGUCCGAUAACGGAACUCGAUCGCAAGGUAAGAAGAGCGACCGAGGCCGUCCAGAGACUCUGCCAGUGCCCAUCGGAAAAGUGCUCCAAGUUGAAAGUGCGCAAAGUCGGGGAAGGUCGCUAUCACAUCGCGGGACGUAACGUCUUCAUCAGGCUUCUCAAGGGGAGACACAUGAUGGUGAGAGUGGGCGGCGGGUGGGACACCCUGGAGCACUUCCUGGCGAGGCACGACCCCUGUCAGGUGAGGGUCCUCAACCGCGAGGGCACGCCGCCACCAGCUCGCGGCACCAAGCACGACAGCUUCCUGCACAUUCGCGCCAAGUAUCGCAGCCCGCCGUUGGAGCCGAGCCUCUCACGUCGAUCGCUCGCCUAAGAGCACCAGCACGUGUAGUGGCCUAAUCGUGCGCCCACAUAAUUACGCGGUCCCCUCGGGGGUGCACACGCGCGUGGCGCACGUACGAUUUCACGUUAUGGCCUGCAACUGAGCUUGACGUCUAUCCGAGAGCAAGACUAUCGGAAGACAAAGUGGGGAAACCACUGAGACAAGUGAUUGAGAGAAAGGAAGCAACUUUUGUAGCACUUCCGGCACACUGCAUUUGUACAUUAAACGUACGUGCUGUACGUUAUCUACGUUAUCUACGUAAUUAUCUUUACGUAAGCGUGAUCCUCGACAGUAACUCUCUCGGAUAGACUGAAUUUCGCUGUGACACGGCGCUAUCAUGCCCACAUCCAUCUCUGUCUCGUCUCAUGGGAGUAUUCUUGACAUGAUCGGCCGGCAACUCGAUGACGGACGUCGAUGAACGGACGCGGAUCGGUCGACGUGUCAGAAACGACGCAACGAAACGUGGCGACUCGAGUCAUCGAGCAGGAACGGCGAUUUCCGCGCACGAUUACAUUCCUUCUUUCCUAAGUAUACUUGUCGAGUAUUCGCGGGGGGGAAAAAAGACGACCGCAAUUCGCAAUUCCCAAGAAUUUGCGGCCACCCGCGGCGCACAUUCCGAUAUUCGUGCUUGCGAGUAGCUAUCGUUCCUCUAUCGGGGAUCACCGGCUACGCACCGCCUACGACAAGCUCGCAAGAUGCCUCUCUUCCAAAUCCGUAGCCACUCACGUGCAUCACCAACUGUGUCAAGUGCAUUUGUCACGUACAUGCGUACAACAUAGCUCGAUCACGGUGUAGAGACGCACACAACUAUUUUUAUUACAGAAUAGGAGCAGGUAUUCAGGUAUGCUCGGAGAGCAGACGCCUGCGUCCUGUCGAAGCAUGUCCUCGCUGAUGCGUGAUACGCUCUGGUUUUCCCGAAACGCGAUGGAUAACGAUAACGAAUAGCCAAAGUUCUGUAUCCGAGAUUUGACCCGCGAAUUUACAGAGACUUUGUCUAUUCAGUAUUAUCGUAUCGCAUGAGACCGUAGUACGUUUUCGUCUCUUCAGGGUACCGAGGGUAAUCAGCAUCUCUCGGAGAUCCCUCGACAGGGCUCAGGGAACGUGAUGCACUUGGUAGUGGUAGUGUCUAAGAUCGCAAUGACCAAAUUUAUUUUGAGAACCGCGUCUUUAUCAGGAUUUCGCUUCAUCGUAUAUUACUAACGAAGAAAUUGAUAAUAAUAACAGUAAUUUUUUGUACGAGUAACUUGUAAACUGAAACAUGCUGCGCCUGCGUGUGCAAUAAAAAGGAGACAAAAGUGCAAUUAAAAUCUCAGGUAGAGUAUCGUCGUCCAUACAAACGUGUCAUGCCUUAAGAAGAUCGAUCAAUGAUUUUCUCGACGAGAUUCGUUCGCGAAUAUGUACACUGAUCUUUCCCUCAAGCAAUCGUCGUGCCAGUGUUACAGAGAGUUUGUAGUCGAACUGGACACGCGCCUUUCUUAUCACUAGCUUGCAACGUAUCUUUGAAAUGUACUCAACUUGAAUGUUCAAGCUCGCUUUGGUCAUUGCUGUAUUCAUACAUAUUCUUACAGUGCACUCUCAUAUUUUGCGACGCGAUCAGGCACUCGUAUCGUAUAAUAAUCGCGCGGGGUCGGCCUGAUUUUCUUACACAUUCAGUAUCACAAGAAUCAAUCUGCCAAUUAAUUAUAUCGCAUUAAAUUUGGCAAAUUCUUUCCUCUAUGUUUAUUUGUAUUAUUAUGUAUUAUAUAUUGUACGAUAUUUAAAUGAGAAUCGCGCGCUAAUUAUCAUAAAAUAUCGUAUACUUAUAUCAGAAGCUUCUUCAAAAAUAUUCUCUAUCAUAUCUUUGAAUGAUCGUUACUUGCCAGCUCGCGAUUCUCAUUUCAGUCGGCCCUGCGACUCAUCGACGCGCACUUUAACACUCGAUUAAUAUUCUUCAAUACGCAACUUGUACCGCCUAACGUGUAAAGUGCUUCACGAUUAAUCGUCAUACACAUAUAUAUAUAAUACAUAUGUAUUUUGUACUUUUUUAUAUAAAUAGGAUAAGGGAUCAUCCACGGUCGGCCUAAACGUUAGCCGAGAUAUCAUUAAAAACUGUAUCAAUUAUUCCGCUUACAGAAGUGCAAGAGCACGGCGUGCAAAGGGAUGCCAAAGCAAAGAAACACGCGCCGACGAGUGUUAUCGGCCCGCUGAAGCCGACGAGUCGUCAUCUGCGCGCGAUCCGCUUCUAAUGAUCACGUCGAACGGUGGUAUUUGCUUUCACGGAUCUAUAUCUCCUGCGCGCGCGAAUCACCAGUCAUGCAAUCAGUUCACCGUCGUUCGAGAUUAUCCUUCGCGACGUAGAGUCUUAUUACGACGUAGAGUAUAUAUUGGAGGGCAAUUUCUACUGGAGGGCUUAUUACGUAGACAUAGAUUUAGCGAGAACCAUUGUACGCGCAUUGUAUUGCUGGACACAGGGCCUUACGUUGCACAGACACGAUCAGACCGCGAAGUCGCUUCUUAUGCUUCGCUGUUUUAAUUAAAUAAUUCAGUCGAACGCGAUUAAACCGCCCUGCCUAAUUAAGCUGAUUUCGCCAUAUUACGUAAACUGUAAAUAUACGUUGCUCUGACGACAUCGACGGGAUAGUUGAUUUAAGUUUAUUAAUCGUACCUGCGUUAAUGUUCAUCAGCGGAUCUUGAGUAUAAGUUGUGUAUUCUGUAUGUUUGGGUAAACUGCUUUUUAUCAGACAUUAUGUUUGACGUUAUUCGGAUCUUUCGAUCUUUUGCAGUUGUCGAAAGUAAAUGAGAAUAUGUGUGUCUUUCAAUGAUAUUGAGAUUAUAAAAUUUGUUGAAUUAUUAUUAUUUGUAACGAGGUGUCAGAGCGGUUUAAAUUGAUAAGUGCGCGUUUUUAAAUAUGCUAUUGUCUUUCUCGAUGCUGUUACGUUUCAGCGUGAUAUUCGGCUAUUAAUUCAUCAGUAUCGCGCUGCUUACAUUCACGAUAAUUGUACGAAAUUUUCGUAACAAGUUUUACAAUUUCGUUUAAUGUACGGUAUAAUGUAUGAUAUGCUGCACGUAUAUAUUAUCUUAGCCGAUCAAGUUUAAGUUCGAAGAUAUAAUUAUGUCGGUUGUUAUAUUUUGUUGAGCAAUAAAAUAUUUGACCACGAAA
Molecule: messenger RNA, 8201 nt
Organism: Ooceraea biroi (clonal raider ant)
Lineage: Eukaryota; Metazoa; Arthropoda; Insecta; Hymenoptera; Formicidae
Product: growth arrest-specific protein 2
Biological process (GO): actin crosslink formation
Cellular component (GO): actin filament
Molecular function (GO): microtubule binding; actin filament binding; cytoskeletal adaptor activity
Source: RefSeq, a predicted model, not a curated record